This is a messenger RNA of Capsicum annuum, 1728 nucleotides long. RefSeq names its product serine/threonine-protein kinase tricornered. The record is from RefSeq and is a predicted model, not a curated record. Gene Ontology annotation, biological process: peptidyl-serine phosphorylation; intracellular signal transduction. Gene Ontology annotation, molecular function: protein serine/threonine kinase activity; ATP binding. NCBI's taxonomy places the organism in Eukaryota, Viridiplantae, Streptophyta, Magnoliopsida, Solanales, Solanaceae.
UCGAAGUAUACUGGAAAAGAAGCUUGCAGAUGCUGAUGUCUCAGAGGAAGACCAAAAUAAUGUACUGAAAUUUCAUGAAAAGAAAGAAACUGAAUACAUGCGUCUGCAAAGGCACAAAAUGGGAGCUGAUGAUUUUGAGUUAUUAACAAUGAUUGGAAAGGGUGCAUUUGGGGAGGUAAGAGUUUGUAGAGAGAAAACAACGGGUCAUGUAUAUGCAAUGAAAAAGCUUAAGAAAUCAGAAAUGCUUCGUAGAGGACAGGUUGAGCAUGUAAAAGCUGAAAGGAAUCUGCUCGCAGAGGUGGACAGUAAUUGCAUUGUCAAACUGUAUUGUUCUUUCCAAGAUGAUGAGUUUCUUUAUCUAAUCAUGGAAUAUCUACCUGGUGGUGAUAUGAUGACCCUACUCAUGAGGAAGGAUACACUAACUGAAGAUGAAGCCAGAUUUUAUGUUGCAGAGACUGUUUUGGCUAUAGAAUCUAUCCAUAUACAUAACUAUAUACACAGAGACAUUAAGCCUGAUAACCUGCUGCUUGAUAGAUACGGUCAUUUAAGACUAUCAGAUUUUGGACUUUGUAAGCCAUUGGACUGCAGCACCCUUGAAGAGAAGGAUUUCGCAGCGGGUGAUAGUGUCCAUGGAACUUCUCGGAGUGAUGGUUCUUCAGUGCCAAAACGCACUCAGCAAGAGCAAUUACAACAUUGGCAGAAAAAUAGGAGAACACUUGCAUAUUCUACAGUUGGUACACCAGACUAUAUAGCUCCUGAAGUCCUGCUGAAGAAAGGUUAUGGAAUGGAGUGUGACUGGUGGUCGCUAGGUGCUAUUAUGUAUGAAAUGCUAGUGGGUUACCCACCUUUCUAUUCUGAUGAUCCCAUGUCAACAUGUCGCAAGAUUGUAAACUGGAAAUCACAUUUAAAGUUCCCUGAAGAAGCAAAGCUAUCUUCAGCAGCGGAAGAUCUUAUUAGCAAACUCCUUUGCAAUGUUACCAUGCGGCUAGGUUCGAAUGGUGCUGACGAAAUAAAGGUUCACCCGUGGUUUAGAGGAAUAGACUGGGAUAGAAUCUAUCAUAUGGACGCUGCCUUCAUCCCUGAGGUUAAUGAUGAGUUGGACACCCAAAACUUUGAGAAGUUUGAAGAGUCUGAAACUCAUUCCCAGAGUUCAUCAAGAUCUGGUCCUUGGAGGAAGAUGCUCUCAUCAAAGGACAUCAACUUUGUAGGGUACACGUACAAAAACUUUGAAAUCGUGAAUGAUUACCAAGUGCCUGGAAUGGCUGAAUUGAAGAAGAAGAAUACCAAGUCAAAGAGACCGUCAGUCAAAGCACUAUUCGAGGACGAGUCAGAAGGAUCGGAAACAAGUAAAGGAUCAGAGACGAGCAAAGGAUCAGGGGCAAGCAAAGGAUCAGAGGCAAGUAAUUCUCAGCAAUCCCAAGGAAGCUUUGUAAAUCUCUUGCCUUCAUGAGUUGGAAGUUUCUUAACAAAUGAGGAUAUAUAAUCGUGGAUCUUGCAGUUACAGUUAAGAGAGCUUCUGAACUGUUGUUAGCAUGAGUACAGAGUUUUGGCAGUUGGUUAGUGGCUUAUUUGGUCAGGGAUGUAAGUAAUUAGGCUGAUAUCAAAGAGAAUUAUGUUGGAUAUGAAAUUACUAAUACUGUUAAGAGUUUGGUUGUAACAGUACUGAUCUUUUGAUUAAAGAUUUAGGAGGUCAUGAAUGACAUCUUUGAUCUCUCAACUUUAUUAUUA